AUGAUUUGUGAACUUGAGGAUGAUGAGGGUAAUAUUGUAGCAGAUCAAGAUAAAAUAGAAGAUGUUUUGUUUUUUCACCAUAAAUUUCAGAAUAAAGAAGUAACCAUAGAUGAUUCCUUGUUGGAUGUUAUUCCUCAAUUAAUAUCAGACCAGGAUCAAGUUAUGAUAGAAGCAGUACCUGAAUUAGAAGAAAUUAAGAAUGCAGUAUUCAGCAUGAAUGCAGAUGGAGCUCCAGGACCAGAUAGCUUCUCAGUACUUCUUCCUAAAGUUCAAGGUGCAAAGAAACCAAACCAGUUCAGACCUAUUGGUUUAAGAAAUUUCAAUUUCAAAAUCUUUACAAAAAUACUAGCUACAAGAAUGAAUAAUCUGAUGGGUAAAUUAGUUUCUAACCAGCAAGCAGCAUACAUUAAAGGCAGAAGUAUACAUCAACAGGUUAUGUUAGCUUCUGAGUUGGUUAAUGAAAUGAAGCAUACAAGAAGAGGAGGAAAUGUUGGCUUGAAACUGGACAUAUCACAAGCAUAUGACUCAGUGAAUUGGAAUUUUCUGUUUAAAGUACUUCAAAAAUAUGGAUUUUCUGCAGCUUGGUGUGAGUGGUUAAAAGUAUUGUUUGCAUCUGCUAAAAUCUCUGUCAUGAUAAAUGGAGGACCUCAAGAUGAUGUAUUCAUCUUCAGUAAUGGUUCAAAGAAAAGUUUAGAAGCUCUCAUCACUCUGCUCAAGACUUAUCAAGAUAGUUCUGGUCAGAUAAUCAACAAACAGAAAAGUAAAUGUUUUGUAGAAGAUUGUACUCCAUCAAGAAGAAAUCAGAUUGUUAGUUUAAUGCAAAUGGAACUUACAACAUUUCCUGGAAAAUACUUAGGUGUCAUAUUGAAGCCUGGGAGAGUUAAGUCUGCUACUGUGUGA
Papaver somniferum (opium poppy) is the source of this 900-nucleotide messenger RNA. RefSeq lists its product as uncharacterized. The record is from RefSeq and is a predicted model, not a curated record. The coding region runs from base 1 to 900 and encodes 299 amino acids. The transcript is spliced from 3 exons. NCBI's taxonomy places the organism in Eukaryota, Viridiplantae, Streptophyta, Magnoliopsida, Ranunculales, Papaveraceae.